AUGCCGUUACUAGAUGUCGUAUUCCGAAAUCUGCAAGGUCUUGGAAGUUCGGCUGGUCAACAGAAUUGUGACCGUAUCGCAACUGCUAUCAUUAAGUCUACCCAAGAUGUGGAAGCAGAAUAUGAGGAAGGCGAAGAGGAACAGGAUGAGGAGUACUCAGCCCGUAUACACCUCUAUUUGCUAACCCGCUUUGUCACAUGCUCUGCGCGUGUUCACCAAGAGGGGCUCAUUUCUCGCAGUCCCAAACUGGUGCGCGGUGUGGCCAUGGGCGAGUUUGCUGAUACCUACAAUGGCGACAUUCAAGCGUGUCUUCGUGGUCUGGUGGGCAGUGCUCCGCUCGACCUCGGGAUCGAUUGUGAGGCUCGAAACGUAUCAAUUAGUAAUACAGUGUCAAACCUCGACCUCACCUCGUCAAGUCAGUCCGAUGCAGCCUCUGCACUACCAUGUCAAGCACCAACUGUGCUAUAUCAAACCCACUCAGGCUGGGUUAAGCACCUCCUACACCACGACAAGUUCUCCCCAACAUCCCUGCAGCUUCCGUACUAA
Messenger RNA from Suillus discolor, 546 nucleotides. RefSeq lists its product as uncharacterized. The record is from RefSeq and is a predicted model, not a curated record. The transcript is spliced from 3 exons. Bases 1 to 546 code for a protein of 181 amino acids. Lineage: Eukaryota; Fungi; Basidiomycota; Agaricomycetes; Boletales; Suillaceae.